Pseudogymnoascus verrucosus is the source of this 1823-nucleotide messenger RNA. It is a transcript of the gene SEN54, whose product is annotated as tRNA-splicing endonuclease subunit sen54. The transcript has 2 exons. The record is from RefSeq and is a predicted model, not a curated record. NCBI's taxonomy places the organism in Eukaryota, Fungi, Ascomycota, Leotiomycetes, Thelebolales, Thelebolaceae. Gene Ontology annotation, cellular component: tRNA-intron endonuclease complex. Bases 287 to 1621 code for a protein of 444 amino acids. Gene Ontology annotation, biological process: tRNA-type intron splice site recognition and cleavage.
CCUAAACACAGCGCCUUAACCACUCGGCCAGACUCCCAGACUAGAUUGAUUUUCCAGGCAUACUUAGGUACACUAGGCAAGAAAACAAUACAAAAGUACAAAAAGUACAAAAAACAAAACACAACACCCCGCCCACCCACACCUUGCUUGUCCAAGGCCGACGCAAGUGAAUCUCAGCCUCGCGGAUAUUUUAUUUAUCGCCAAAGCCUUAUCGACGGCCCUGAGCCAUCCGCCGUCACAGUCACACGAACAUUCCACAAAGGCGGAAACUGUAACGAAACACGCCAUGUCGGAAGCGACGAUGGAUGAGGAUGCGCCAUUGACGACUCUCUCCAAGGGCCCUCAGCAUGACGAGAACUUCGACCCAGACGAUGAGGUGCAGGAUUACCGCUUCAUCGCGGCGAUGAGCUCAAGUGGUGGGAAGGGCACGAUCCCGAAACGGGGAGAGAAGGACUUUGAACCGCAUGGGACGAAACAUCAGGAAUCGAUUUUGGAUGCGAGUAGGCAGGCGAUGCAUGAUGCGCUCGACUAUACGAGAUCGCAUGGCCCGAAGUCUUCGGUGCGCGCGUGGUAUUUUGGGGAUGGAGUUCAAGAGCCAAGGUCACAGAAGAGGAGGGAUAAGGAUACACAAGAAGGGAAGGAAGAGGAGGACGAAGAGACAGUGGAUAUCCUCGAUCCGUCUAUAAGAGGGAGGGGAUUGGACAGAGAUAUGACGGUCAUGGUGGAAUCGAGCAAGGGAACUCAUUUCCGAACUAUGGGGAAGACACCUAUGGGAACUAAGUCGGCGAAGCUGUGGCUGCUGCCUGAAGAGACUCUAUAUCUGGUGGAGAGAGGCAAUCUGGACUUGUGGUGGCCGUCACGGCCGCUCCAGGCUGUGCGGUCCCAGACGGGGAAUUAUGACCUGGAGGAGGGAACAGAGGAUGGUGUCCCGUUAAGCUUGCAGGCCGCAUACAGUCUGUUUAUCGGGGAGGGAGAAGGGUUGGUGAGCAUGGAGACAUACCAGGUUUAUGCGAAUCUCAAGAGGACGGGAUAUGUUGUUUCCAGAGCACCACCAGCAGCGACCACAUCCGAGGAGACUCCCCACCCACAAGAGUCAUCCAGCCUUUUCAGCUGGCUAUUUGGCAAAAUAUUCGCAUCCGAACCCAAAAUUCCAGCCCCCUACGGACCUCUUGUUCAACCCGGCUUGUACAGGAGUUAUACCCAGAUCUACAAACAACUCUCCAUCAUCCCCGUUCACAAACCCUCACCUGUUCCCAGCACCGUCCGCCCUACACCAAAGCUAGAGGUUACCUUUCACAUCUGGAAACCGAUCCGCAUUCCCACAUUCGCAAAAUCGAAUCCGGGGGAGCCUGAUUUCCGGAUUGCCGUCGUGUCCGCCAGAGAUACCGGUGUGCCGACGCUGGAGGAGAUCGCAGGCCUUCUAGAGAGCACGCCGUGGGAUCCGCCGAAGAAAGAGUGGGCUGGGGAUGCAAAGAGCUAUCAGAGACUGAAACACGGGUUUCGGAAUGUGAUACUGGCGGUGGUGGACCAGGGGAUCAUCAGUUACCUGAAUAUGAGCGAGGCGGCGUUCGGGGAGGAGAGUCUUUAUGGGAGGUUUGAUAGAAGCGGAGGAGGGUUGUAAGCUAUAAGCGAAGACCCAAUGAAAGUUCCGGUUGCAUCGUUAUAAUGCACCGACUACUGCCUGAAGUACCUUUGUUUGAGUAACCCUGUCGGUGCCUUAAGGAAUAAGUUGCUGUAGAUAUGUUAAUAGACAACGUACACAACAUAUAGUAAGUAAUACAGGCUACAGGCAGCUAAAUGACUCGGGCUAUUGCAUUAAGGGA